AUGCCGCGCCCAAGUCUAAAGGCUGGCUCCUCUCCCCCGCCAGACCUGAAUCUCGCGCGAGCGGCCAUCCCUCCCGAGCUCCUCCGACUACCCUUGCCCUCAUUGCAGGGCCAAUUCCUUAAAGAAGUGGCGUCUCACACGACACAGCCCGCCGUCCCGCCGUCCCCGACCUCCGAUACAUCCCACACCCCACUCGGCAGUGAUGCUGGCCAGACUACGUCCUCACCGCUGCACCCGCGAGUAGCGGUCAUCUUGGGUGUUGACCGCAGGUGGUACAUCCCGCUGUUGGUAUGCCGGGCGCUGAGCACGCUGCCUGCGGCGUGGUGGGGGCUGCGAUGUGCGUUUACCUUUUUGGCUGAGCUGUUGCAUAUUAGGCCGGGGAUGGGGCGGGAGGGCUGGGCGGCGGCCAUCGUCGGGAGUGUGGGACAGGAGUGGGAUGUUGAAAGGAGGUUUAGGGUUACGGAGGUUGCGCUGGCGAUUAUGUGGUGCUGUGCAUCCGCAUAUCUUUCUUAUUUCUUUGCUGAUUGUAUGAUGUCUCGAUGGCUCUUGAAUUACACCCCACCUGCCGUUGUAAUCCGACUUUUGACAACGAACGGGCUAAUUGCAUAUAUCACCUCCUGGGUCCUCUACCUUUCUGGAGCAUCCUCCGAUCCACGCCUUCUCCUACCUGCCUGGAUAUCUAUCACAACCACCCUAACAUUCGUCUACCACGCCACACAAAACCACGCAACGAUAAAACGUGAAACAGCAGCCUCUUUACUCGUCGUCUCCGUCGCCAGUUUCCUCAGCAUGUCCUCCCUCCUCCUCCAACUCCAUCUAACCCGUGAAAACGAACCCGAAGUCCCCGUCUUCGUCAUCACCCGCAAACUAUGGGACUGGGCCGUUGCUAUCUUCCUACGAAUGCGAGUCGCAGAUGGUCGAGCCGUCGGCGAACUCUAA
This is a messenger RNA of Penicillium cataractarum, 939 nucleotides long. RefSeq lists its product as uncharacterized. The transcript has 5 exons. The record is from RefSeq and is a predicted model, not a curated record. Gene Ontology annotation, biological process: protein N-linked glycosylation; cellular response to oxidative stress. The coding region runs from base 1 to 939 and encodes 312 amino acids. NCBI's taxonomy places the organism in Eukaryota, Fungi, Ascomycota, Eurotiomycetes, Eurotiales, Aspergillaceae. Gene Ontology annotation, cellular component: endoplasmic reticulum membrane.